AUGAAGGGUCUCGCGCAGAUCGUCGGGCUGUAUGCCUCUUUGGCCGCCGGGAGAAAAUACUGCACCCGAACUUUUCAUUCUUCUAUCAUUAAUAACCAGACUUUGUUCAUUGACGGUGGGGAGGUGCGCUAUCUGGAGGAUAAUAAUACCAUUUCGGCAUAUGCCAUCCGCGACCUGCAGACUGUCGACGUCUCCAAGUCAUUUUCGAAUACCGAUUCAGAUCUAUUCACUCAUAUCGACAAACCAUAUAAUGCAUCCAAUCCGGACGAAUAUCCGACUUUCCUUGAUGAGGGCUCCGCGUUCAACGACGGCGAGAACCUCUACUUCUACGGCGGGUAUAAGAGCGGUCGCGACGGCCCGACAACCGUCCCGCCCGUGGAGACGUGGAAAUACGACAUCCAAAACAAUAACUGGACGAAAGAUGGAUUCGGGGGCGUGCCGCUGGUUCGGCUGGUAGAGGGAGGGGCAGUUGUUUCGCAGUCCCAGAAUAAAGCGUACUAUCUUGGGGGUGUGGAAGACCCGGGCGGGAACCCGAACAUCUAUGGUACUGCGGGAGCGGACGUGGAGAUUGUCAGUGGAUUGUUGGUCCUGGACCAAUCGACAUUGCAGUGGUCUAAUUUAUCGACAUCGGAGAUGAAUAAUUAUGGCACGAUUGGAGCAGGGUAUGUGAAUAUCCUGGAGGAUGUUGGGGAUGAGGGGCUUUUGGUGGCCUUUGGUGGGUAUAAGUAUCCUGUCGGGCAUAAGCUGUCGCUGCUUUGUUCGAGCCAGACGAAUACGACCUUCCAUAACCCCAUGGAAUACGUCAGCCUGUAUGAUAUUGCGAACCAGAAAUGGUACACGCAGCAGACUACCGGGGAUAUUCCGAACUGGCGGAUGGCGGGCUGCAGCGUAACAGUGGCAGCGCAAGAUCGGUCAUCGUUCUCCAUCUACAUGUUUGGUGGGAUGGCCGCGACCACUGCGAAUUCCGACGGCGAUGUAUAUGUUCUUUCACUGCCGUCCUUCAGAUGGAUCCGCGUGAACGAGGGCAGCAGUAUCCGCGAAAAGCACACAUGCAAUGUCCUCGGGAAGCAUACCAUGCUUGUAGUCGGAGGAACGAUCCCAACAGACAGUUCGGAGUAUGAGCCGAAGCCGGUGAACUGCGACACGGGCACCUUUGAGAACGGACUGGCCAUCUUUGAUCUGAACCAGCAUACCUGGCUCACUGAUUAUAAUGCCGAUGAUCAAUCAGACUAUGCCCUGAGCUCAGCAAUUACCGAUGUCAUUGGUGGAAGCUCGACAGGCGGAGCCAAUGUCACCGAACCAAAGAAUGGGUUCAACGACACGACGUUGGCGACCAUGUUCCAAAAAGCAGUCAUCACCGCUACCACCAAUUCCACAGCAGGCGGUAACUCGUCAUCGACAUCAGCAAAUGGCAGUAGUAGCAGUACAGGCAGCUCCAAGGGCAGUUCCCUAUCUAAAGGGGGCAUUGCGGGAGCCACCGUCGGGGCGGUGGUGGGUGCCAGUGCCAUUGCGGGGCUCGCCUUUUGCUUAAUCAAGCGCCGACGCGCCCAGUCCAGCCAAGAGACUACUACGACUACUGAUACCCCUGCCAUGGCGCAUCCACCCGUCUAUGGAUCGCCUCAGACAAGGCUGGCGGAACUUAGUAGUGACGGGGUCACACAUGAAUUGGGGACGGAUGGAGGGAGUGGCACGCAGGAUGCGGCUUCUGGGAAUUGGUGGCAAAAGACUCCGAAUAUACCAGAGAUGGAUGGGGUUGCGAGGGUUGAGAAGGGGUGA
This is a messenger RNA of Aspergillus tubingensis, 1776 nucleotides long. RefSeq names its product kelch repeat protein. The transcript is spliced from 6 exons. Gene Ontology annotation, molecular function: protein binding. The record is from RefSeq and is a predicted model, not a curated record. NCBI's taxonomy places the organism in Eukaryota, Fungi, Ascomycota, Eurotiomycetes, Eurotiales, Aspergillaceae. Bases 1 to 1776 code for a protein of 591 amino acids.